This is a messenger RNA of Schistocerca nitens (vagrant locust), 2351 nucleotides long. RefSeq names its product nuclear pore complex protein Nup88 (gene mbo). Gene Ontology annotation, cellular component: nuclear pore. The coding region runs from base 36 to 2183 and encodes 715 amino acids. Gene Ontology annotation, molecular function: structural constituent of nuclear pore. NCBI's taxonomy places the organism in Eukaryota, Metazoa, Arthropoda, Insecta, Orthoptera, Acrididae. The record is from RefSeq and is a predicted model, not a curated record. The transcript is spliced from 15 exons. Gene Ontology annotation, biological process: protein import into nucleus; ribosomal small subunit export from nucleus; ribosomal large subunit export from nucleus.
UUGGCACGCACGUUGGAGAUAGAAGCCAAACAAACAUGGCGCUUCCCGCGGAUAGGCUCGGUUUGUCAAACCAUUAUCUUUUUAUAACAUUGCGCGAACAUCUGAAAAAAGUAAAUUGCAAAACACAGAACAUUUUAGAAUGCAAGGACGAUAUGCUUUACGUGUGGAAUCCCGAGGAAAGUUGUGUAUUGACGCUGAACUUGAAGCUUUGCAGAGAUGAAGAACCGGACAGACCGCUCAUGCAUCAGACGCUGCAGCCGACAGACCCUCCGAUCCACGAGGUGGAGCUGCUGCGGUCCAACCAGACGGCGACGCAGCUGGCGCUGGUGGGCCCGCACGGCAUCUCGGUGCUGGAGCUGCCGCGGCGCUGGGGCCGCGGGGGCGGCUUCCUGGGCGGCAAGCCGUCCGUCACCUGCAGGUGCCGCGGCGUGGACCAGCGGCACUGGCUGUGCAACCAGCACGUGGAGGUGCGCGCCGCGCAGUGGCACCCCGGCUCCGACGCGGACUCGCUGCUCGUCGUGCUCGCCUCCAACAACACCAUCCGGGUCUACGACACGCUGGAAGGAGAGCCGGCGCUGCACAACGUGUGGGUGGUGGGCCGGAUGCCCGCCUCUUCGCUGCCCUUCCUCGCCGCCCUGGGAGACACCGCCGUCGACUUCACGUUUACACCGCCCGAGGAAACUACCUCACAGAUAACUGGUGGUUGCAAUACAUCUCCUUCUCUUCAGUGGCCCAUCCUUGUUUUAUAUGGCAAUGGAGAUGUGUAUUAUGUUGUAACUUCAGUGGACUCAGAAAGCUUCAAAAAACCAUUGCUGCAAGGUCCAAUAUCAAUGUUUCCACCUGCUGAUGAUAAUUAUGGUGUGGACUCCUGUUCCAUUCUUUGUCUCCAAUGUGUGCCUCCAGUUGUCGUGAUUGCAUCAUGCUCUGGAACCUUGUAUCACUGUUUUCUGCUGAAUAAUGAUGCAGAAUCUGAUAAUGAAGAUGACAAGUCACUGGUGUCACAGGAGAGCUCGGCAUACACCAUUCAUCCUGCUGAUGUGAGUCUGCAUGUGUUUGAGGCUGUUGAAUUAGAGCUUGGAUUGGCACUGAAUGACUCUACUGAUACCUACACAUGCCCCAUCUACUUACAUGCUGACUGUAUCUCAGCUUCAAGAUACUUUUGCAGUCAUGAUACCGGAGUCCAUGUUGUCUUCAUACCUACCGUUUCUCAGCUUGAUCAGUUUCUAGAUUGUGAUGAUGACAAACUGCAUCUGUGCACGUCAAUAUUGUCACAAAAUGCUGUGGUGGAGUACGCAGUGUGCACUCGGGCUGCAGCUUCCUCGUCAGAAACAGGCAUACCACAGGAAGGGUCAGUGUUGCCUGUUCUUGGGUUGGUGCAGACACCUGGAACACCAGUUAUGCUUGUUGCCCUUCUGGCUAGUGGAGAGGUUAUCAGCCUUACUUUGGCCUCGAUUCCCCUGCCACUUCCACUAGAGUCUGCAGAUAGACUGGAAUCUACAAAAGAAAAAACUGAAUCACCACUCAAAGCAAUGCUGAAAGAACCUUUCAACAUGCGUAUUACAAAUAUGUUAAAACAUGAUGUAACACAGCCAAUCCUGAAACUGGGACCUCAAGCAAACACUACACCUCAAAAGUAUAUGGAGCUUGUAAACCAGAGUACACAGCUGUUGCGAGAAGAAUAUUUUUUGAAGCAUGACCAAGUCCGAGAAGAAAUUGAUAAACGGGCACGAACACUGCGUUUGAUGAAGGAAAGACAGUUAAAAGAACUUGAAAAUCUUGAACAAGAAAAAACACAGCUAAAACAAGCUGCAGAACAGUUAGCUGAAAAGUAUGAGGACACAAAGGACAAACAGGAGGAGCUCAGUAAAAGGGCAGAAAAGAUUCUUCGUCAGGUCGUCCGAUGUCAGCCUUUGGUGUCUGCUGCUGAGAAAAAAUUAGAGAGACAACUUAAAGAAGUGGAAGAGAAACUCAAGGUUUACAAGAGAGCAAUGAAGCAAGUAAAAGCAAAGGAAGCCUAUCACAAAGAGCAGGUGUUGCAGUGGCAAGCCCAGCUGAAGGAGAAGGAAAUUCAACUAGGACCAGGCCGAAUAAAUAAUCUGAAAGUAACUCUCAAGCAAAUGGAAGAUAGCAUUGGAGAACUAGUCAAGACGAUUAAUUUUAUCAAGAAGGAACUGAAUACAUGAUUGCUAGUUUUCACUGUUAAUGAAAUUUCUGUGGUGUGCAAAGAAUUGCUGUGAAAAUAUUUAUUUUAGUACUAAUAGUAUGUUGUGUGGUUGAAAGCAUUACUAAAGUGCAACGUAUUUCGUAUUUUGUAUGGCACACUGAUUUUGUACCAAUUGUAUUAAAUUAUU